AGGCUUCCCCGCCCAGCUCGGCGAGCCCGCGCUUGACAGGAGGCUGGCUUGCAGAGAAGUCGGGGGAGAGAGAGAGAGAGAGAAACUCGACGUUUCCCCCCUUCGAAAGAGGGGCAUCCCGCCGUUGCCAUGGAGUCGUCCAACACCUCCAAGGGGUGCAUGGGCCAGUUUACCACCUUCAUCUGCUCCCAAAGGGGAAUGCUCCUUGCCGCGGAAAUAAUUGCAUGUCUCAUCAUCCUUAUUUGCUAUGGUGCAUCCAGAUCAGCUGCCUACUCAAGUCUGGCAAUCUUUAUGAUGAUUUACUGCAUCGUCCUGUUUAUCAUCUUCAUGUGUGCCUUACACCUCCAGAUAACUUUCAUCCACUGGGGAUGGACGAGUUUUAUCCGGGCUCUUAUAGGAGCAGUGGCCUUCAUCAUCACCUCCAUCGUUGUCUUCGUUAGCCACCCAGAUGGAGCAGCCCUGGCUGCUGGGGUGAUUGGAAUUCUGACCGGAAUCCUCUUUGGCUAUGAUGCCUACACCAUCUUGCCUACUCUCAGGAAAGCCCAUACAGCAGCUCCCUCCGAGCCUAGAGAAGGAAUCUGAAGACCCUCGCCCACUUCAAGACAAAACACCACACUGGACCCAUUCCCUAUUGCCUUCUACAGGAUCUGUCCCGGAGAGACCACCGCCCUCUAUCAAUUUGGGAACAUCAUAAUCCUCUUUUCCUUGGGUGCCCAGUAGGACUGAUGAUCCUCUGAGCUGGCAGGUCCUUUCCCCUUGUCUCCACUUACGAUCCUCCUUUUUCUGAAACUGUUCCAGCAGUGGAAAAUAAGGGCAGUUCUGUAAUCCUUCAGGGAAAUAGCAGAGCCCCAGUAAGCUGGAUUUCAUAGGUUUGUGACUAUGGAUUGCCGUGCAUCAGAUUGGGGAAUAAUUCCGUUUACUCUCUGAUUGAGAUGGGAAUUACAUAGGGCCUUGACAUUUUAUCCCUAUUUAUAGAAAAAGCGGAGUGGAAGGGGACCUGCUGGGCCUUCUCUUUUGGGGGUCUUUUUGCCCUGUUUUAAAGAGGAAAGUAAGAGACCAAAAUCUGAGUGCUCUUGUCCAGAUUUUCUAGAUAAGAGAUCACUAUUUUGAAAUCUAGUAAAUAGGACUUAAAAAAAAAAGGUUUGUAACUUUUGAAGUGUCCGAGUUCCACCCCAUGAAAGGAUGUUUGAAAUUUCAGUAAGCCAUCUUAGAUACCCAUUUAGGAUAAGGGCAAUUUAUUAUUUUUUUAAAUAAAGGAAGCAAUUAGGGUGUCCAACACUGGUAACUGUCUAUAUCAUUUAUUUUCUCCCCUAAUUUUAUCUCUCUUAGGGAACCUCAGUCUUUAAAACAGGCAUUAGGUUAUGGAGCAGGGUUGUGUGUGUGCGGUCACUGUCAGCAAGCAGAAAAGGUGUGAGUUUGGGUGGUCAACAGCUACUGAAGCUUUCCGUGUUAAGGAAUAGUUUUCUGAAUUAGAUACCCAGGGCUCAGAGGUAAGACUCUGGUGCCAUGCAGAGUUCGUUACCCUGCCUUAUUUUGCAGAUUAUUUUUUUAUAAAAAUAGUAAACAUAUCAAACUUUUAUAUAAAAUACGCAAAUUCAUAUACUUGAUAAAGGUCAUUGAUUUUUUUUUUCAGAAGAAGACAACUUGGACUACCUUGGUGCUGAUUUUGGGGUAUUUUUUAAUUAUUAUUUUGGUGUAGUGCAGAAUGCACACAGCCUUGGCUAAAGGCUCAGUGCUAUAUUAGGAGACAGGCAAGGGGCCUGGUUUUCUUCUCGGGAAUGAGGGGGCUAUCCUGUUGCCUUAAGCUUAGGACAUUUUUCUCAUCUGCAUGGCAGGAGAGGCAGAAGAGAAAGGAGAAUGUCUACUGCCAGCUCUCACCCAAUUCUCUCCUUCUGUUGGUCCUCAGGCAGCUUGACUCUAUUUUGUGCUUGCUGGAGAAAUAAAAUAGUUUAAAAUGCAAAUAAACUAUAUCUGAAUUGGUAUUAA
Molecule: messenger RNA, 1986 nt
Organism: Candoia aspera
Lineage: Eukaryota; Metazoa; Chordata; Lepidosauria; Squamata; Candoiidae
Gene: PLP2
Product: proteolipid protein 2
Exons: 5
Coding region: 130-582 (150 amino acids)
Cellular component (GO): membrane
Source: RefSeq, a predicted model, not a curated record